Epinephelus moara (kelp grouper) is the source of this 1221-nucleotide messenger RNA. RefSeq names its product potassium voltage-gated channel subfamily G member 3-like. Gene Ontology annotation, cellular component: voltage-gated potassium channel complex; membrane. Gene Ontology annotation, molecular function: delayed rectifier potassium channel activity. The coding region runs from base 1 to 1221 and encodes 406 amino acids. Lineage: Eukaryota; Metazoa; Chordata; Actinopteri; Perciformes; Serranidae. The transcript is spliced from 2 exons. Gene Ontology annotation, biological process: potassium ion transmembrane transport; protein homooligomerization. The record is from RefSeq and is a predicted model, not a curated record.
AUGAAGUUCGGCAACAGUCUUUGCACCCUGAAUGUCGGCGGGCGGCGGUUUUCCUUCUCUGCGGAGCUGAUGAAGCGCCUCCCUCUGAGCAGGCUCAGCCGGCUGCACCGCUGUGUGUCGGAGAGUGAACUGCUGGAGCUCUGUGACGACUACGACCGCGACAGAAACGAGUUCUUCUUCGACCGCCACUCGGAGGCCUUCAGCUUCAUCAUGCUGUAUGUGCAGCAUGGGAAGCUGCGCUUCGUUCCACACAUGUGUGAGCUGUCCUUCUACAAUGAGAUGCUGUACUGGGGCCUGGAGAGCUCCGACCUGCAGCCCUGCUGCCAGCGGCGCCUCGACGACCGCAUGUCCGACUGUUUCGUCCACUUCUUCCCUGAGGAGGAGUUCCGAUGUCCUGAGGAGCCGCAGAGCCGCUGGCUGGAGACGAUACGGAGGACAUUCGAGGAGCCCACGUCCUCCCUGGUGGCACAGGUCCUCGCCUCAGUGUCCAUGCUGUUUGUCAUCAUUUCCAUGGUGAUGCUGUGUGCCAGCACCUUACCGGACUGGAAGACCGCUGAGACCCUGGACCAGCACAGGAUCAUUGAGGCGGUGUGUAUUGGUUGGUUCACAGCGGAGUGUAUCGUCCGUUUCCUUGUGUCUCGGGACAAAUGUGAGUUUGUCCGUUGUCCUCUGAACAUCAUCGACCUGCUGGCUAUCACGCCGUACUAUGUCUCUGUUACCAUGACGAUCCUGACGGGGGAGAACUCCCAGCUGCAGCGGGCCGGCGUCACACUGCGCGUCCUGCGCAUCAUGCGAAUCUUCUGGGUGAUCAAACUGGCUCGUCACUUCCUAGGCCUGCAGACGCUUGGACUGACGCUGCGGCGCUGCUAUCGCGAGAUGAUGAUGCUGCUGAUCUUCAUCUGUGUCGCCAUGGCGAUCUUCAGCGCACUGGCCCAGCUGCUGGAGCAUGGCCUGGACCUGGAGACCGGAAACCAGGACUAUGCCAGCAUCCCCGCUGCCUGCUGGUGGGUGAUCAUCUCUAUGACGACAGUGGGAUACGGGGACAUGUACCCAGUGACGGUGGCGGGCCGUGUGCUGGGUGGCCUCUGCGUGGUGAGCGGCAUCGUGUUGCUGGCGCUGCCGAUCACCUUCAUCUACCACAGCUUCAUCCAGUGCUACCACGAGCUCAAGGUGCGCUCCGCCCGCUGCACCCACAGCCUGUCUGCCGAGUUCAUCAACUGA